UCACUCUCGAAGACGGCGCUGUACCUUUGCGCGGAUGUAUCUACCGCAUGAGCGAAGAGGAACUUCAAGUGCUUCGGGCACAACUAGACGACAUCUUAGCCAAGGGCUGGAUUUGCCCUAGCUGUUCGCCAUACGGUGCUCCCGUUCUCUUCGUCCGGAAGGACAACAAGGACCUUCGGUUGAGCAUCGACUACCGGAAACUUAACGUGCAAACGAUCAAGAACGCCGGCCCUCUCCCUCGGAUCGAUGAUCUUCUCGAGUCACUCGGCGGCGCCAAGUACUUCUCAAAGCUUGACCUCAAGUCCGGAUAUCAUCAGAUUGAGAUCCAGCCAAGAGACCGGUACAAAAUCGCGUUCAAGACGCGAUAUGGGCACUUUGAGUGGAUCGUCAUGCCUUUCGGUCUCACCAAUGCCCCGACUACUUUCCAAGCGGCCAUGACAACGAAAUUCCGCGACGUACUCGACCGCACCGUGCUCAUUUACCUCGAUGACAUCUUGGUUUAUAGCCGGACGCUGGACGAGUAUCUCGAGCACCUUCGCGCCGUUUUGGAGCGGCUUCGUAUCGCCAAGUACAAGGCGAACCGCGACAAGUGCGAGUUUGCCCAGCAAGAACUGGAGUACUUAGGCCAUUACGUCACGCCGCAAGGCAUUCGUCCGCUUGCGGACAGGGUACAAGCUAUUCAAGAUUGGCCAGACCUCAAGUGUACUAUCGACGUCCGCUCCUUUCUCGGCUUGGCAUCGUACUACAUGCGCUUUGUCAAUGGAUUUCAACGUAUCGCUGCACCAUUGUCGCGACUUCGGUCCCCCUUGGUGCCCUUCGAGUUCAGCGACGAGGCCCGGCAUGCGUUUCACACGCUGAAGACGACUUUGCUUCAAGCUUCCGUCUUAAGCAUCUACGACCCGACUUUGCCCACCAAAGUGACUACGGACGCUUCAGGUUACGGCAUUGGUGCGGUUUUGGAACAACAUGACGACACAGAUUGGCAUCCGGUUGAGUACUUCAGCCAAAAGGUGCCGUCCAUCAACACUCUUGAUGAUGCGAGGAAGAAGGAACUCCUAGCUUUUGUCACCGUACUUAAGCGUUGGUGUCACUUUCUCCUCGGAAGUCGGCGAUUCAUGUGGGUAAUGGACAACAAUCCCUUGACGUACUACAAGAUGCAAGACACGGUGAGCAGCACGAUCGGUCGAUGGAUGUACUUCAUUGACCAGUUCGACUUCACCUCCAAGCACAUUUCGGGUUCCUCGAACAAGGCAGCGGAUGCUCUCUCGCGAAGACCUGAUCUUUGCGCCUUGGUGCACUCCACAUUCGGCCUCGACGAGAUCCUGCAACAGCACUUCGUAAACGGCUACAAGUCGGAUCGGGGAUUCUCCACACUCCAUGUGGACUUAUCAUCGGACCAAUCGCCGACAAGCAAUUAUCGCAUUGUCGACGGCUACUUGCUUCUUCAUACACGAGGCAAGGACUUGUUGUGUGUUCCGCAAGACCGCAUCUUGCGCACUCGCCUCCUUGGCGAAUACCAUGAUUCGCGGCUGGCAGGACACCUUUGCGUCGCACACACACUAGCACGACUCCGCCAGCGAUUUCACUGGCCAGACAUCAUCAGCGAUGUCAACUGGUAUAUUCAGUCAUGUGCAGUUUGCCACCGGAACAAAGGGCGCCAUCAGCUCCCUUAUGGCGAACUGAAACCAUUGCCGAUUCCUCGAGCAUCGGGUCUCUCCAUUGCUAUGGAUGUGACCGGUCCUUUCCCUCACGAUCGCCUUGGUCAUGAUGGUAUCCUCACGGUCCUUGACCGUUUGAGCAAGUACGCACGAUUUCUUCCAUGCAAGUAUCAUGCGACGGCUCCCGAGCUCGCACGAACCGGCUGUUUUGGCAGCCACGGCGUUCCGGAAGACAUCGUCAGCGACCGCGACACUCGUUUCAAGUCGGCCUUUUGGACGACACUCAUGGUGGAAUCCAGCACCAACAUGAAACCGAGCUCCCCACGGCAUCCUUAAACGGAUGGGCAAACGGAACGU
Chara braunii is the source of this 2015-nucleotide messenger RNA. NCBI's taxonomy places the organism in Eukaryota, Viridiplantae, Streptophyta, Charophyceae, Charales, Characeae. The record is from the annotation of a GenBank genome assembly.